Molecule: messenger RNA, 225 nt
Organism: Peniophora sp. CBMAI 1063
Lineage: Eukaryota; Fungi; Basidiomycota; Agaricomycetes; Russulales; Peniophoraceae
Source: the annotation of a GenBank genome assembly
AUGCUCCUCGCGCGGAUACAUAACAAUAAGAGCCUGUGCGGGAGUGCUGAGGGAGACGAUGGUGUGGAAGGUGACGCCAGCGAAGCGCCGAUCGUUUACGCGGAAUGCGGCACAGUCGAGAUUGUGCUGGAUGGGCAAUCUGCCGUCACGGCUGUUGAAGGUCGCUGCGCGCUAGUAGGUGGGACUUCAGUCGCAGGCGGUGAGAAGUUCUACGAGCGGGAAUGA